AUGAACAACCCACGCCGACAACCAAACGCCAACAUCCCCCACCCAUCCACUUUCCUCUGGGCCCACGAGCUCCGACGCGAAAACAUUCAACUCGUGAAUCAACUCAACAGCCUCAGAGCUGACCUCGCUGUUGCCAAUGAUACCAUCGCGAAUCUGAAUCACAGACUUGAAAGUCUAGAUCUACGAGCACGCGAGGAAUAUUCCAAGCUAGAGAAUAGCCUCAAGGAACUGGAAGCUCGAUUCGACAUCAAUCUACGAACUGGUAUUGAGCGGGUUGAGGAACUUGAGAAUGAGAAUCGUCGGCUAUGGGGUAUGGUUGAUGGGUUGGAGAAACGUGCGAGGGAACAGCAGGCGUUGGAGGAGGGUAUUCGCGUGAAGGUGCUGGAUGAAGUGAGAGAUAUGUUGAUGGAACGGGGAGAGAGUGGAGUGAAGGUGGGGAUGGGAUUGGGAAUGCGGAGAGGAGAUGUUGUCAAGGCUUGUUCUGCUGGGUCUGAUGUUCUUGUGCCGGAUUCGAUGCCUAUGGGUUCGGUGCCUGGUGGUGGUGGUGGUGGUGGGAGGAGUGGGCUGUCGUCGACGCUUUCUGAUACUACGUGGGGGACGCCUUCUUUGGUGGGUGAGGAGAAGACUGAGGAAUAUGGGUCGGAUUUGGAGGGUGUUAUGAAGCAGUGUGGGAGGUCGUUGGCUGAUUAUUUGGCCGUUGCUGAGGGGAUGAGGUGUGGAUUGCAGGCACAGAGGGGUGAAGGUGAGGUUGUUAGAGCUGUUGUACGGGGUCUUGAUGACUCUGGUAUCCGGGCUUUGAUCGAGGGAGAGAUGAACAACGCUGGGUGGUCUUGGAGUGCUUUGAGGGCCGUCAUGCUGAAGGUUAUUAAGGACAGGGAAAUGCCUAUACAGGAGCCAGUCAAUGAAAACGAAACGCCCAAUGGAAAUGACAAACUCGAGUCGUCAAGUGCUCCGCAAGUCCAGCGCAAAAGGCAAAGAACGAGGAGAUACAUACCCAUUGUACCAGCUGAUGAAGAGGACGAACGCAUUGUUAUGGAAAUGUACCGCCGUUGA
Molecule: messenger RNA, 1053 nt
Organism: Aspergillus tubingensis
Lineage: Eukaryota; Fungi; Ascomycota; Eurotiomycetes; Eurotiales; Aspergillaceae
Exons: 1
Coding region: 1-1053 (350 amino acids)
Source: RefSeq, a predicted model, not a curated record